AUGGCGUCCGUCGCAUUCAGCCGCUCAACAAGAGCAGGCAUUCCUCAAUGGAGCUCCAAGGUUUUCCGACCUACCCUCCUCACCCGCCGAAACCUCUCAUCAUACCUUGUUUCGCCGCAAGAGCUUCACGAAGCCCUCAAGAAGAACCCUCCGUCAUCCAUUAGUACCGAUCCUCGAGUCAUUCCUCUCUGCGCCUCAUGGUUUCUUCCCAACGAUGGGCGAUCCGGAAUCGAGACGUUUCGCGAACAGAGAAUCCCCAAGGCUCGAUUCUUCGACCUCGACAAGCACAUUGACAAGCGCAGUCCCUACCCUCACAUGCUUCCCAAUGCUAAGACUUUCGCUGCUGCCAUGAGCGGGCUUGGAAUUCGAAAGGAGGACACUGUCGUGGUAUACGACAGCAAGGAGCUUGGCAUCUUCAGCGCUCCCCGCGUGGGCUGGACAUUAAAGGUUUUCGGCCACCACAAGGUCCAUGUGCUAAACAACUUCAAGCUCUGGGUGGAACAGGGUCUACCGACAGAGUCAGGAGAGAUCUAUACUGUCGAGUGCCGGCCUUAUCAGAUUCCAGCUAUGGAUGAGAACCGCGUCGCAAGCUUCGAGCAGAUGAUGGAGAUUGCUCAGGACCACAACAAGGAGGGCGCUGAGGGUGUUCAAGUUAUUGAUGCCCGACCUAACAACCGUUUCACUGGUGAAGCUCCUGAGCCUCGCGAGGGUCUCUCCUCUGGUCACAUGCCCGGGUCUAUCAACAUCCCUUUUAGUUCAGUGCUGGACCCUAAAACCAAGGCUUUCCUCCCCAAGGACGAACUCAAGAAGCUAUUUGCUGAGAAGGGCGUCGAUUCAGAACAUCCUAUUGUGUCAAGUUGCGGUACUGGUGUGACCGCUUGCGUGAUCGAGACUGCUCUCGAGGAGGCUGGCGUUGGAUCGCCCGAGUCUAGGAAAGUCUACGACGGUAGCUGGACUGAAUGGGCUCAGCGAGUGCAACCUUCAGAAAACCUGAUCAUUAAGACAGCGAAGGAGUAA
This is a messenger RNA of Fusarium coffeatum, 1017 nucleotides long. RefSeq lists its product as uncharacterized. The record is from RefSeq and is a predicted model, not a curated record. The transcript has 2 exons. Bases 1 to 1017 code for a protein of 338 amino acids. Gene Ontology annotation, biological process: transsulfuration. Gene Ontology annotation, molecular function: thiosulfate-cyanide sulfurtransferase activity. NCBI's taxonomy places the organism in Eukaryota, Fungi, Ascomycota, Sordariomycetes, Hypocreales, Nectriaceae. Gene Ontology annotation, cellular component: mitochondrion.